CCCUCGCGCUUCCUCGCGAGAGUUACGUGGCAAUAAACAUGGCUGGUUGGGCAGGCUUCAGCGAUGAAGACUUGAGACGAAUAAAGCAAAGCUCAAAUGGAGGGGCAGACACAGCUGCCUUCAGACAGGCCCAGUUCAAAAAGCAGCAAGUACCAAACAAAGAUAGGAUUGUGAGAAAUUCCAAAGGCCAUGGAGCAGCUGCUUCUGGCAAUCUGACUCAACUGGAUCCCUCACAGAGGCUAGUGCAGCCUGAGGAACCGAAGGUGAAGGCCAAUGGAAAAGGACCAAGGGGAACAGAUCAGGGGCGACCGAAGCCGAGUGCGAGACAAGAUGUGGACAAACUGGACAAGCAACAGGAGGAAGAAGUGUCCUCAGAAAAGCAGACUGACUUAGGGCAGAAAGUAGAGCAUGAGCCACCAUCAGAAGACAAGGGAAGCAUGCGAGAACUUGAUGAAACAGAAGCAAUUGGUGUGGAACUGGACAAUAUGGCGAGGUUCCAGAAGCAGCAGAAAAUGAUAGAAGAGGCCAACAAGCAGAAGAGGCUGUUCCUGGCCAAUGCCAUCAAUGAGAGGAAGAAGAAGGCCAAAGCAGAAUCUGUGAAACUGACAAAGAUUCAGUCAGAACUUGGACGUCUUGACACUUUGCUGUCAGUCGAUGUUGGGGUCAUCAGGGACAAGAUAGAGGCAGCCAGCAUGGACUACACGGAAGCUCAGAGACGGUACACCCGAGCAGAGCAGGAGUUUAUCAAUGCAAAGAUGGACUUGUUUCAUAAAGGCGAGUUGAAGGAGAGGCUCACUGAGCACCUGUACACAAUAAUUCACCAGAAUGAGGUGAGGAAGGCCAACAAAUUGGCAGAACUGAUGAAACAAUUAGAAAUGGAAGUUGCAGAAGAAGAAAUGGAAGUGUCUGUUCCGACCAUUCCAAUGCUUUCAAAUUUUAAUUCUGUCACAACACUCCCAAACCCAGCACUGAAGUCUCCAGUACACAGCCCUGAGGUGGUUAAGACCAUAGAUCUGAGCAACAAAGAUUCUUCAAAAGAAAGUACAGACUCUGUGCCUACCAAGUCACCUGAGGCUGAGACAGGCAAGUCAGAAUCAGGGGCAGAUAACUCUUCACAGACACAAGCAGGAACUAACACUGAAACAAAGCCUGGUUCAAGUGUGGAAGGUCAGUGUAAUGAACUUUCUGAAAAACCUGAUGAAAGUAAGACUGUUGUUUCAAGUGAUAUAUCUAAAGAUGUGCCUCAGAAACAAGAUGCUGUAUCUUCAUCUGUUAAUAAAGCAGCUUCAUCAAGUCAGGAUGUGGGGGUUGCACAACAGACGUGAAUAUGUUCAUAAUUUUAUAUAUUUUUUGUUAUUAUUUUAUUUUAUUUUUUUGGGGGGAGAGAUGGGGUUUUUUUAAUUUUCUUUUUUUG
Molecule: messenger RNA, 1414 nt
Organism: Haliotis rubra (blacklip abalone)
Lineage: Eukaryota; Metazoa; Mollusca; Gastropoda; Lepetellida; Haliotidae
Product: RAB6-interacting golgin-like
Exons: 5
Coding region: 39-1325 (428 amino acids)
Biological process (GO): non-motile cilium assembly
Source: RefSeq, a predicted model, not a curated record